Carica papaya (papaya) is the source of this 1557-nucleotide messenger RNA. NCBI's taxonomy places the organism in Eukaryota, Viridiplantae, Streptophyta, Magnoliopsida, Brassicales, Caricaceae. The record is from RefSeq and is a predicted model, not a curated record.
AAAAUCGACAUGUUUUAGUGAGUAAAUGAGGAACUGACUUGUCACUUUGAAAUUAAAUGGUCAACCAUCAGAAUAUGGAAAAAGUUUCUCAGGAUUGUCCAUACCCAGGAUGCUUCUUUUGUGUUAUGAAGGAAGGAAAUCCAAGCAAGAGGAGGGCCAGUAUACUGAAAUUCUUCAGAGAUCUUCCUUCCCAGGAUGAUGAUGGUCAGGUACUCCCAAUUAGUGGGCUAUGGAACACAGCCAUGGCCCAUCCCAAUGAUCCUGAGUUCAUUGAGUUAGGAAUAUUUGAAUGCAUGGCUGCACUGAUAUGGAAAGGCUUAAAGAAUCGGCGUUGGCUUUCUCAUGACCAAAACAUAUACAUUCCUUACUAUGCUGCCCAUAUUAUUGGCUCCUACACCAUGAACAUGGAAGAAUUUGCAGAAACUGCUGUGCAUGCUGGAGUUGUCCCUCCCUUGGUUGAACUUUUGAGAGGGAGGUUGACUUGGGUUGAACAAAGAGUGGCUGUUCGAGCUCUAGGGCAUUUAGCUACAUAUGCUAAUACUUUUCCUGCUGUAGCAAGUCAUGGCGAAAUCCUUGAGCUCUCCAUUCAACUCGCAAUGAGUUCAUUGGAAAUAGUAUACUCCCAUUUUUACCAAUAUGUUGACAGACGGCUUAGUUAUCACUGUGAUCUGCUUACACGAGGCAUGGGUGGCGUGGAAAUGGAGUCUCGUAAGGCAGAAGAAUGGGCUAGUCAGUUGCAGUGCUGGUCGCUUCAGCUCAUUAAUUGCUUUGCUUUCAAGCCUGAGUUUCUUCCUACCAUAUGCAAGUCUGAAUUCUUAAUGAAACUACCUGGCAUGUGGGGCGGGCUCGUCAAUGAAAAUUCACCCGCUGGUAUUGGUUUAUUAAGGACAAUUUGUCAUCACAAACUCGGUAGAGGACCUGUUGCUAGCUGUCCUGGAAUUAUUGAAGCACUCUGUAAUAUUGCUCGCUCAUCGGAUGAUUGGCAGUAUAUGGCUAUUGAUUGUCUUCUAUGGUUGCUCCAAGACCCUAGCACAUGUCAUAAGGUUAUUGAUAAAGCAGUACCUGCACUUGUAGACCUUAGAGAGGCAGCUAUAAAGCACGGGGGUGUUCAUUGUGAGGGUGAUGCUUGUGACAUCUAUGGCCAAGAAAGUGAUGAUUCUGAAUGGGAAACUGCGAGUGAAAGUGACAUUGGAAAUGAUGGAAGGGAUGAAAUGGGGGAUGAAGAUGAUGAUAGUGAAUGGAAGAAUGAAGACGAUAGGAAAGACAAAUAUGAGAAGCCUUCAACAAAAGGAAAAAUCUGUGCAGGCCAGUUUCAAGUCUCAAGUGGCUUCUCUUUCUAACAAAUUUGUUUUUGUUUUUGUUUUUGGUUUAUGAUGCUUAUGUUUAUUUACUUAUUUAUAUUUUUUCUGACAUAGAGUAGGAGUAGUUUUCGUACUCGAGUCGGCUAUUCUCAUAUGAGAGUGUUCUGCCAUCUGAGUUAUAUGCCCUUACUUUGAUGUAUAUAUUUCUAUUUAUAUUUUUCGUAAGUGAUGUAUUUACUUAUAGCCCCUUGAUUUG